GAAAGAAAAGAAAAGCAGAGCGGGAGAGAGGCGAAAAAACAGAGGAGGCGAGGAGGAGGUAGAGGAGAGAAUAAGUAAAAGCUGAGAUUUUUUUUUCUCCGACCUUUUUCUGUUCACUGUUUCGGAAGAGUUUGACACUACAAUCGUUUUUCUUGUCGGAGGAGGGCAUGAAUCUGGAGUUUUCUUCCACUGAAUCCGGUGAAUUAUGGUAGCAAUUCGGUCGGAAGAUCUGUUUAUAGAAGAAAGGUGUAAGACGAUGAGAUUUACAUUCAUCUGUAUUUGAUUUCAUGAGAAGAAGUGGAAAGAGAUGGAUAGAAACAGAGAAGCAAGGAGAGGAAGCUUAGCGGCGACGAAUGGAUUGUCGAGAAGGAGACAAAGGAGCAGCAGUCUGAGGGAUUCGCCUGAGGAAGAUGGGUCGAUGGAAUUGCAGGAAACGGCGAGGUUACGAGAUCGAGUAAAUAAGAAAGAUAGAGAUCGGGAUCGGUCGAGUCGGAACAAGAGAAGAAGGGGAGAGAGAUUGAUGCAUGGGAGUAAUCGGGAGGAAGGUGGAGAAGAAAGUACCGAAGAAAGCGUUGACGAUGAUGAGGAGGAUGAGGACGAAGACGCCGGUGCGGUUCGGAUGCUUCCCCCGAAUCCUCCAUCGUCCUCUCUGUCGAAUCAUCAUCAUCAUCGGAAGAGCUUUCCGCCUGCUAAGGUUGUUAGGGUGGCCCCGACGUGGAAGGUCCCUGAUGAGAUGUCGGUACCGAGAAAAGCUCGGUCAGCUUCGGCUAAAAGGUCACAUGAAUGUUGGACCUCAAGUGGAGGUGGUAGUGGUGGGGGAGGAGGAGGAGGUGGUGGUGGUGGUGGCUGCGGCGAGCCGUUUCACCGUCAGGCUUCAACUUCACCUGCGAGACCAAGUGCGCCAGUACCCUCACCGGCUUCGAUCUCGCCUUCUUCUUCCAAUGCUUCUGUUCGGAAGAAGAUGAAACCUAUCGGAGCUAAGCACCGGCCUCCAAAGAUUACUAAGACCUCAUCUUCUUCGAUACAGGAGAUUGAGAUCGAGGUCGCAGAGGUUCUGUAUGGAUUGAAAAGGCAAUCACAGUGCCCGCCAAACCAAGAAAUUACAGCAAACGCAUCACAGAAGGUAGAUUCAAAAGAGACCAAUGGAUCGAAUAACGAGGCAAAGUCGAGAGUUUCUUCUCCGAUCUCAGUAUCAGUUUCGGCUGCGGCACCUCAGUCGUCGACGUUGCCUCAGAAUUCUAGCACUUCGUCGACUCCGUUACCAGCUGUUGCAUCUGCAGCACCAAAGAGGAAAAGGCCGCGACCGGUAAAGUUUGAAGAAGAGAGUGGCCCUGCUAAUUUUCCGGUCAGAAAUGGUUCCAUUUCAUCCGCUGCUGCUAAAGUUGAAAAUGAACAGCCACCGAAAAUGGAUAUUUCUUCUCCAAAAUUAGAGAAAAUGUCGGGAUCCACUAUGGAAAAUGGUGCGGUUUCUUUCGAUUUGGGUUCCUCUCAAGCUGCUGCAGCCGUGUCAUCUUCGGAACCGCUCCAAUCGGAGUCAAAUAAGCCUGAGAGCAAUACCAACUUGGAAUCAAAGCCCUUGACUGAAGAAUCAGAAAAUCGUGAUGCGAUUCAGACGAGAAAGGAAGUCCCACCACCCAAAAAGGAAUUUGCGUGUUCCAAAUUCGAUGUUGAUCUUGAGGAUGAGACCGCGACAAAAUCAGUCUCGGCAGGAUCAGAGGUUGAAAGCAAGCGGGAGGAAAAAUUUAAGAUCGACCUGAUGGCUCCUCCUCCUUCGAAAUCAUCUCCAGAAAGAGAUGGUGAUGCUGAUUUUGUACCAGAUCCUAAUUCUAUGGUUCCCGAUGUCGACGUGGUGCAUAGGGUGGAGACUACGGCGAUCAAGGCAGGGGAGAAGGGCGAGAAAAUUGUUAAGCAGGAUACGGCGGAGAAUGGAUUGGAAGAUAAAAAGAUAGAGGCAAUGGCUGAAGAAUCUGAACCACUGAAGCCGAUUGCGAAUUGGGAAAGGAACCUCGACCUGCAGCUCGAUUUGGAGAAAACUGAUAGGGAAAGCAGCAGUAUCAGCAACAGCAAACAGCAGCAACAGCCACAGCCACAGCCACAGCAAGUUCAGAAGCAGCCGCCACCGCCGCCGCCAUCAAAGUCCACAAGAAACGAUGCGAAGAUGGAGAAACCUGCCCAAUGCACCUCUCUGCCUAUGUCGAUGACUGUAGCUGGCUGGCCCGGCGGGAUUACUUCUCUGGGAUAUAUGCCACCAAUGCAAGCAGUUGCGUCUAUGGACGGGAGCUCCGGAUCCUCAAUGCCGAGCCAGCCGCCCCAUUUUCUUCUUUCCCAACCACGGCCAAAGAGGUGUGCGACGCAUUGUUAUAUUGCUCGAAACAUCUACUGUCACCAGCAGUUCACAAGGAUGAAUCCGUUCUGGACUGCAGCUGCCGGUUCUGCGUCGCUUUAUGGAGCCAAGCCGUACAACCUCAAUGUUGUGCCUCCAACAGAAACCGCAAUUCUUGGAAACCCAUUACAGGGGACUUUCCCAGGGAGGAAUUUGAACCCAGUUCCAGACAAAAGCCAGAUUGCUGGCACUUUUUCAGGUCAUGCUGCAAAGGAUAAGAACUCUGUGUCUGCGGCACCCAACUUCGUUGAUGCCCAGAGAAAGCCGCUCAUUCUUCAGCAAGCUCCGCAGACUGCUGCUGCUGGUAAUUUACUGCAUGGUCCUGCUUUCAUCUUCCCACUAAGCCAUCAGCAGGCAGCAGCUACCAACCGGUCUGGGGCUGCUAAAUCUCCUACUGGCACCAGCAAUGCAUCUUCCUCAAGUGCAGCUAAUUCAGUUCAAGGUGCUCCUGUGAGCUCUGCGUCAACGGCAGCAACAACCACGACUGUAAGCUUCAAUUACCCAAAUUUGCCUGCCAAUGAAGCUCAGUACUUGGCGAUAUUGCAGAACAAUGGAUACCCAUUCCCUAUCCCAACCCAUGUUGGAGCACCACCACCUUUCAGAGGAGGAACGCAUACUCAGGCAAUGCCUUUCUUCAAUGGGUCUUUCUAUUCUUCUCAGGUGCUACAUCCUUCUCAACUUCAGCAGCAACCCCAUUCCCAGACACAACCAAACCAACAGGGCCAUCAGAAUGCAAGCACUUCAAGUGGCUCCUCAUCAUCACAGAAGCAUCAGCAGAAUCAGCAACGUCUGCAAAGUAGUGGUAGUAAUGGUGGAGGUGGAAACUCUAAUAAUUUUCCUGCCUCAAAGAAUCGGCCUGCACAGCAUCCACCACAGCAGCAGAACCUGCAUGUGGCACCAUCUCAUCAGGCUCGCCAACUUGAGGCGGAUGUGGGUGGGGAAGAUAGCCCAUCGACCGCAGAUAGUAGAGUAUCUCAUGCACACAAGAAUUUGUAUGGCCAGAACUAUGCAUUGCAGUUUCACCCGCAGAACUUUGCCUUAAUGACUCCUGCAGCUUUGGGUGGUGCUGGUGGUAAUGGGAAUCAUGGUGAGAAGCAGCAGCAAUCACAACAGCAGAGCCUGAAGGGCGGAGUUGAACUUCUUCCAUCUCAACCAUUUGCCAUGUCAUUUGCGUCCUUCAAUGGAGCUUCAUCUUCUACAGGGCUUGAUUUCUCUUCUAUGGCCCAGAAUCAUGCAAUUUUCCAUAGCCUGCCAGAUGCGGCUAGGCAUGGCUACCAGUUUGCUGCUGCUCAGGUGGCACAGCAGAAGAAGAACCACCAGAUUUCUGAAGAUGCAAAGACUGGUGAUUCAAGCAAUGCUGAUGAUGAAAGGACGGCUUUGACUGGGAAAUCCCCAGCAGGCGCUGGGCAGUCUCUUACCUUCUCUAGGCCAGAUUCCACUGACCAGGCAGUACCCACAAUUCUAGGCAACACCGUUGUUGAUAGCUCUCGGACUCUUGGCCUUAUGUCACCUCCUGUCAAUGGCAAUCGAACAUCCCGUUCCAAUAUGACUGGUUCCACUGCAGCUGCUGCGGUCUCUAAUUCUCAGCAGCAGCAGCAGCUGAUUCAGCUUCAGAAGCAGCAACAACAGCAGAUGCAGCAAAACCAACUGCAGCAGCAUUUUGCUGCUGCCGCCGCAGCGGCUAGAAGUAAAACAUCAGGAGCUAGCAGUGGCAGUAUUUAUUCCGAUCACCUUGCUUCCUCCUCUUCUGUUGCAUCCAAGUUCUCAAAUGCACUCUUUUCGCAGCCUCUUAUCCAAAGUAGCAGUUCUGCCCAGUCCUCUCAAUGGAAGAACUCGGCAAGGACAACAACCUCUCCGGUAACUUCACAACCACUGGCUUCAACGACCACUUCAUCCAUUAAGAAUCUCCCUCAACAGCCGAGCAGGACCCAAGGCCACACGCAGAUAUCAUUUGGGGUGAAUCCAAAAUCGACCAAUCCACAAGGGGGGCAACAGCACCCUGUGAACCAAGCAGCAUCACCCCCUGUGGUUGUGGGGUCUCCCCCAACUUCUUCAAUCUCAAAGACUGCUGGGGGCAGUCCAAGAACAACUUCUGCUGGUGGUAAAACAGGCCCUUCACCUACAUUAUCGUCUCAACAACAGGCUAAGAAUUCGCCUUCCGGGUCCAGCAGCAAGUCCUCUCCUGUCGGUGGUAGGAGUGUGCCUUCUAUACUGGGCAACUCUCACGUUGCAACUGCUCCUUGCUCAAGUGCUAAGCCACAGCCGCAGUUGCAGCCACAACAGCUACAGAAGCAGCCUUUGCAGCAGCCUCAACUGUUCUUCACCAAUGCCUAUAUGCAAACCCAAUCUCCCCAGUCUGUUACCACAACUACUCCAGCAGCUACUGCUACAACGGCCACAAUGGGGUAUUACCAUCAGAGGCAACAACAGCAGCAGAAAGGGUCGUCCACUGCGUCUACAGGGAUGCUUUCGCUGUGUCCUUCACUUUCAUUAGCUGGUGCCACCACUUCUGAUCCUGCGAAAGCAGUUGCUGCUGCUGCUGCAGCAGCAGCUGCUAACAAUAUGAAGGGAGGAAUGCCGCCAGCAGGACUCAUCCACGCUGCUCAGUUUGCGGCACAAGCUGCUGGGAACCCACACCCACUCAUGUCUACGACCUUCCCAUACAUGCAUGCUGUGCAGGCUGUGUCUGUGAAACCAGCUGAACAAAAACAACCUGCCGGAAAUGACAAUUUGCAUGCCUGCUGGCAGCCUGAGAGGAGAUAAAAUGAUGAAGCCAACCCAAGUGAAAGCGGAGAGUUCAGAACCCAUCUAUCUUACCAGAUGGCAUGCUGCAGCCCACCGCACCGGGGAGUUGACCGUACCGUGUGACACGUGGAGCCAUGUGCACGUGCACGUCCACCAUCAGCCAUAUACUAACCUGCGCUGUUUAGGGGACGCACGCACGCACCAAAGAUUCUUAUCUAAUAAUACGACUGCAAUUUUUGAAGGACUGAAGGCGAUAAGGUUCAUCUUCAUCAUCACGAUUGAGUGUAUGUAUGAUGUAUCCCAUGUUCAUACGCUAGAUGUUUUCGGGCUGUCGUGGAUCUCGGUCGACCUUAGGGAAUUAAUUUUUGAUUGGUUUGGUUUUUGGUGGUGGAGAAGAGACUGUCUGGAGAAAGAGACAGAGGAUCCAUCGAUGCAGAAAAACAUUGGCGUCUACAAUGAUCAACGGUUAUAUAAAAAAUGGGAAAUGAAAAGUCCGAUCAGGACCUACCUUGUAUGUUGGUGGACCUACCUUGUAUGUUGGUGUAGGGAAGGGCGUUUUUUGUUUUUUUUUUUUUUUUUUUUUAUAAUUUUCUUUCCUUGGAAAGGAUGGAAUUGGUUUUUAUGACCUAUAUCUGUGAUGGGUGUAUAUAUGUCUGGCACAUAGAAGAAAACAGAGACCCUCAAUUUUUUCUUUAUCAAUUUAAUUCUUUUUAUCA
Molecule: messenger RNA, 5844 nt
Organism: Nelumbo nucifera (sacred lotus)
Lineage: Eukaryota; Viridiplantae; Streptophyta; Magnoliopsida; Proteales; Nelumbonaceae
Product: protein TIME FOR COFFEE-like
Biological process (GO): regulation of circadian rhythm
Cellular component (GO): nucleus
Source: RefSeq, a predicted model, not a curated record